AUGGCCUCCCGUCUCGUCGCCAACUCCAUCAAGGCGUCCGCCGCACGCGCUGUGCGCCCGACGGCCGCGGCGGCGUUGCCCCAGCUUGUUCAGACGCGCGCCAUGUCCUCGCAGCCGCCAAACGAGAAGGCGUCUGAGCUCAUCAACAAGCUCCCCUCUCAACCCGGCCUCGUCUCCAAGACUGGUACCGCCAUCCUUGGCUCUGGUCUUAUUGCCGCCGCUAUCUCCCAGGAGCUUUACGUCUUCAACGAGGAGACCGUCAUUCUCGCUGGCUAUGCUAUCUUGUUCGCGUACAUUGGCAAGACUCUCCAGGGCCCGUACAAGGAGUGGGCUGAGGGCCACGUCAACCGCAUCAAGGGUAUCCUCAACGGUGCCCGCGCUGAGCACACACAAGCCGUCAAGGACCGCAUCAACAACGUCUCUGAGCUCAAGGACGUCGUUGCCCUGACUAAGGGCCUCUUCGCCGUCUCAAAGGAGACCGCACAGCUCGAGUCUGACGUCUUCGUUCAACGCCAGAAGGUUGCGCUCGCCAGCGAGGUCAAGGCCGUUCUCGACUCUUGGGUCCGCUACGAGCAGCAGGAGAAGGAGGCGGAGCAGGCACAGCUCGUCAAGAGCGUUAUUGACAACGUCAUGAAGACGCUUAACGAGGAGAAGACGCAGAAGGAUGCGUUGGCAUGGGCUGUGGCCGAGGUCGAGCAGCUUGUCAAGAGCAAGGCGAUCUAA
Messenger RNA from Peniophora sp. CBMAI 1063, 723 nucleotides. The record is from the annotation of a GenBank genome assembly. NCBI's taxonomy places the organism in Eukaryota, Fungi, Basidiomycota, Agaricomycetes, Russulales, Peniophoraceae.